GUUAACCCAACAACGGAUGACUCAAGCAUAGAUUGUUUCCGUGCAUUUUUGUAUACCUCCCUGACCACUCACAACUCUACCAUCGAACCAAAAUGGGCAAGUCCAAUCUAGAGCUGGUCAAAGAAUGCGACCGAUUCCCGUACUACCAGGAUGACCCCGCAUUCUACACCGCGCACCUGGAAAACUAUCACCGCUUCAAAGUCAGCGGCUGCGACGCCGUGCUGGGCUACAUCCUCAACAGCGUAGUGGAGAAAUUCCCCUGGCCGGCCGAUUUUUGGGCGGUGGACGGCGCGACCCGGACGGUGACCCUCGUGACCGGCGCCGAUGCGACCCCAGCGCAGCGCAGCCGGCAAGUCGCGCAGACGCUCGCCGCGGCGGUGGAGCAGGGCACGUUCGAGAUCCUGCGCGGCUGGCGCGACGAGCUGUACCCGAUCUACGGGCCGGGGGGCGAGUUCCUGCUGGAGAUGGAGCGGUCGGCCACCCCGCUCUUCGGGGUGGUCUCGUACGGCAUCCACGCCACGUGCUACGUCGAGGACGACAGCGACGACGACGGCCGGGGGCUGCGGAUCUGGGUGCCGCGGCGCUCGCGCACGAAGCAGACCUACCCGGGGAUGCUGGACAACUCCGUGGCGGGCGGGAUGAGCUCCCACGAGCGGCCGUUCGAGUGCCUCGUGCGCGAGGCGAGCGAGGAGGCCUCGCUGCCGGAGGCCGUGACGCGCGCGAACGCGCGCGCCGCCGGCUGCGUCACCUACUUCUACGUCCGGAGCUCCAAGGCCGGCGGCGAGACCGACCUGCUGCAGCCCGAGGUCGAGUACAUCUACGACGUGCGGGUCGGCGCGGACGUGGUGCUGCAGCCCGGCGAUUCCGAGGUCGAGCAGUUCCAUCUGCUCUCGGUCGACCAGACCCAGGCGGCCUUGGCGCGCGGCGAGUUCAAGCCCAACUGCGCGGUCGUCUUGAUCGAUUUCUUCAUCCGCCACGGCAUCCUGACCGCCGAGAACGAGCCGGAUUUCUUGGAGAUCCUGGCCCGGAUACACCGGCGCUUGGAGUUUCCCACUGCCUCGCAUGCGACGAACUAGAAGGAAAGAGGAGGCGGGACUGAUAAAGGCAUGUAUGAGAGCGAAGAAGGAGCAGCAGCAGCAGCAGCAGCAGGGAAUGUACACAACAUGUCAUAGAAUUUAGUGGUUCUCUAUUUCAAUUAUACCCAAAUUUCACCAAUCGAACGCCGGCGCUGCAAUCGAAGGACCCCAAUCAAAUGCAAUCAGACUUUUUUUUUUGGUCGCUUUCCCAAAUACUAAUCGGACUUCGAGCGCUUCUACAACCCAUAGUAGCCUAGGGAAUCAGAAAAACAAACGUCAAAGACGAUUCUCGUCCUUUGCUGUCCUUAUUUCUUAAGAAGAAGAUAGACAUAGUCGAUCCGCAGGGGUGCCAGCUUCUUGUAGGGGCCCUCGAGGUAGAGCAACAAUCCGCCAAAGGAGAUGAAGACAGCCCUGGAG
This is a messenger RNA of Aspergillus fijiensis CBS 313.89, 1493 nucleotides long. RefSeq names its product thiamine pyrophosphokinase-related protein. The transcript is spliced from 2 exons. NCBI's taxonomy places the organism in Eukaryota, Fungi, Ascomycota, Eurotiomycetes, Eurotiales, Aspergillaceae. The coding region runs from base 93 to 1076 and encodes 327 amino acids. Gene Ontology annotation, molecular function: 8-oxo-dGDP phosphatase activity. The record is from RefSeq and is a predicted model, not a curated record.